Molecule: messenger RNA, 1307 nt
Organism: Daphnia pulicaria
Lineage: Eukaryota; Metazoa; Arthropoda; Branchiopoda; Diplostraca; Daphniidae
Exons: 3
Coding region: 4-975 (323 amino acids)
Biological process (GO): proteasome-mediated ubiquitin-dependent protein catabolic process; regulation of proteolysis
Cellular component (GO): nucleus; cytoplasm
Molecular function (GO): ubiquitin protein ligase binding
Source: RefSeq, a predicted model, not a curated record
GGAAUGGAAGUGGAAGAUGUCAUGUACGGAAUUCAAGGAACUUCAGAAUCCUAUGGUUAUCGACUAUGUGAUCGACUUGCCAAGUCGCAAUUUUGGGCUGCUUUAGAAAAUCAACAAAAUCUGGCGGACGUUGAAAUUGUCGUGAAAGACAAGACUUUUCCUGCACACAAAGCCAUUCUUGCUGCCCGCAGUUACGUAUUUGCAGCCGAAUUCGAUAAGAUUCAACCGAUAAAAGAUGGUCUUCAUCAGAUCCGAAUCGAAAUCGAAGCAGAACCUUCAACCGUGUUAAAUUUUCUUCACUUCAUCUACACAGGAGAGUUAUUGGGAACGUUGGCAGAUGAAAAAUUGUUCAAGUUAGCUCAUAGGUAUGAUCCGCCAACUUUGAAUACAAUUGGCGAAACUGCUCUGAUGGAAAUGAAUGCAACGGCGAUGGCAAAACUGAUGGACAGUUUAAAUGAUGAAAUUGAUGCAGUUUAUCCUUCCAAAAUCAUGCCGGAAAAAGACACGGAAAUAUCUUUUGAUCGGAUGUCCACUUUUCGAUGCACUAUGCGACUCGAUAGUUUUGAUAAAUCCGAAAUUGAAAGUCCAAAAUGUAUAAUGCAAUAUCAAAAGGAAGAUUUCGUUUUCGCUUACGUCACUGGACAUUUCCGCGAAAACCGUAUAAGUAAACCUUUGAUUCAUUUUACAUGCGCCAAGCAUCGAAGAUUCGGCUUGAAAGUUGUGGAUAUUUAUUGCAACCUAAAGGGACAGGAUCAGUGGUUCAAAAUGGAACCGAAGAAAUUAAAAAACAGUGCUGAAUUAAUUCAACACUUCACCUUCAAAUGGAAAUUGGAUUUUACUUGCUGCAAUCGGUACCUUGAAUUCAACUUUGACAUCAAAACGGUCUGCACGAUUGGUAAUUAUUAUUACGAAAUGAUGGACGACGAUUGGAUAAAGAGUUUUUGGACUGCCGCCAAAAAAACAAAAGUUUACUGAUGUGGAAAUUUUUAUCGGGACUGUUAAAAUAAUGGAAGCUCAUCGAGUUAUCCUAUCCGCUCGAAGCCCAGUCCUAACUGAGUCUUUGAACAAGAUCAGCAACACAGCAGAGAAAUCUAUCGUCACAUUCGGGGAGGAAUUUGAUAUAGAUAUUGUGCGUUACUUUUUAAAGUUCCUUUACACCGGUCGUUUAAAAGUGUGCCCCAAAGUUAAGCAGAUGAGUCAAUUGGCCGCAAUGUACGAAGUGGAGACGUUGAAAAAUAUUUGUCAGGUACUCAGUGCCAAACCGCCGGAUGGAGAAGAACUGACCAACUUUCUUCUAGAUUUAUAAU